UCCGAGUAGUAAAAUAGUUAAAUGCAAACCAACGAUGCCACGCUUAAAAGAACGACGCUAGAGAUCAAUUUGGAAAUGGACGAGGAGGCAGCAGUGGGCAUGGGACUUCCCAUGGUAGGCCUCGGUGUCAUGGGUCUCUUGGUCGAGGUCGCCAGCGCUGUCGUGGUCGACGGUGGCGGGGCGGUACGGAUAAACGUUUGCUUGGGAGGCGCCGACGAAUCGGACGGCACGAAGUCCGGAUUGGAACCCUCGUCUUUGUCCUCGAUAGGAGACCCGUCCGUGCCAUUGUUCAGCACCGAUUCACAUAACGAUGACGUGUGAAUAGCCAUGUCGAAGAGGUUGGCAAUUUCCUUGGACGUAACGUCGAUCAUGGCAUCGCAGUCGGGCAGCAACGUCCACGGCUUGAGGGCGUCUUUGCAUGCAGGAAUGGAGCACACUUGGGCGAACAAGGCGUCGUUCAUGGAGAUCUGGUCCCACUUGUCCACAGGGGACGAGAAGUUUGCAGUGAAGUCGCCCCAUAGCGCCUGGCAUUCGGCUGGUGCCACGAGGCCGUCGCCGAGGGCCUUCUCGAUCAGCACCUGCUCCGUCUCGUUGCAAGGAUUCAACGGCUUCGAUUCCACCAUCUCGGCAUGGACAUAUCGUGUCAGUGUAGCAAGAAGCAGAACUGCGGCUCGAACGCGCAUGAUGGAGGAUGCAGUUGGUCGUCGUCGCAUCGUGUAGAAAUUCGGGAAGUGAAGCUUGACUGGCAUUAUUGCAUUUG
This is a messenger RNA of Aphanomyces astaci, 760 nucleotides long. RefSeq lists its product as hypothetical. Lineage: Eukaryota; Oomycota; Saprolegniomycetes; Saprolegniales; Verrucalvaceae. The coding region runs from base 328 to 720 and encodes 130 amino acids. The transcript has a single exon. The record is from RefSeq and is a predicted model, not a curated record.